This is a messenger RNA of Elgaria multicarinata webbii, 2551 nucleotides long. Its product is annotated as zinc finger and SCAN domain-containing protein 31-like. Lineage: Eukaryota; Metazoa; Chordata; Lepidosauria; Squamata; Anguidae. The transcript is spliced from 5 exons. The record is from RefSeq and is a predicted model, not a curated record. Bases 242 to 1693 code for a protein of 483 amino acids.
GGGAAGAAACGGAAUGUGGCGACUGAUUUGAUUCCCCCAGCCCAGCAAAGCAAGAGGGGCUGCCCAGGGCAAAGGGGAAACUACCAGUGUUCCAUUUUCCUGACAGAACCAUGCCUACGCUGCCUUACCACAGAUUACUGUAACCACAGGCCAGUGUUGGGGACCUGAGCGUUUCUCUUCAGUGAGAGGGACGGAAGCUGAGAGAAGGCUACUGCUGUGUGACGGUCCCUUGAGAAACAACAUGGCCGCACAGCAACAUGCAAACAAAAUGGCCGCUCCUCCGGGAGAAAUGGCGGACCUGGGACUCUCAUCACAGGUUCGAGUGAAAAUGGAGGCUCAGUGCCAAGUGGACGGCAGCAGCACAAGAGAAGGAGGUGGGAAAUUCCCCGGCAUAAUCCAAUCUGGGACCGCCGAGGAGUCGGUGAGGGAGGCAUCUGCAGCAAGGGUGAAGCAGGAGCUGGUAGAGGCGCCGCUGAGGAGCUGGGAUUGCCAGUGGCAACGGGUGUUAGAGGUGGUCCCAACUCCCAUGAGCACCCCAGGAUGGGACAACCUACAGCUGCCUCCUUUGACUCAAGGAGGCAACUCCGAGGCCUACCUGGCCACCUUUGAGCGCGUGGCCGACGCUUCUCAGUGGCCUCGGGAGGAGUGGGUGACUCGGCUCGUGCCUGUUCUCAGUGGACAAGCCCAGCAGGCCUAUUUCAGCCUGGACGCAAAGGACAAGGGUGACUAUGGCAAGGUGAAGGUGGCCAUUUUGAGGCUGGACGACUAUACCUCUGCAGAGACCCACCGCCAAGGCUUUAGGCACUUCUGUUACCAGGAUGCCGAGGGGCCACGUGGGACGUGCCGGCAGCUCCAGGAGCUCUGUCAUCGCUGGUUGAGGCCCGAGAGCCACACCAAGGAGCAAAUUGUGGACCUGCUCAUCUUGGAGCAGUUCCUUGUUAUCCUGCCGCAGGAAAUGCAAGAUUGGAUUCGAGAACGUGGACCUGAGACCUGUGACCGGGCCGUGGCGCUGGCUGAGGAGUUCCUGCAAGAACAGCAGGAGACCGAGAGAUGGGCCCAACAGAUAACAGUGCCAAUUGAGAUGGUGAUUGUAAACUCCCCUGUUGUAGAUCAGGCUCUGUCAGAUGCAACACAGAGACAUCCAUACAAGGAGGCCAAAAACGCUAACAAUGAAGAUACCAGUUCAUUGCAAGAAACCAACUUUGCAAGCAGAGCUGGGACCAAGGAUGCACGCCAGGGAGACCCCGAAGCGGAUGAACAAGGCAGGCGAUCUCAAGGGGAAUUGGGAGAAGCUGUUUUCCUCAAGAGCGACCCUAGGAGAUCGCACAUGAGCGAGCGCGGCUUAGGGAAACCACAGAGGGGGGGCUGCCUGCCAGUGAGGGUGAUCAAGGACAGGGGACUUGGAGGCGGCCUAGCCGACCCGGAAGCCAAGCGGCACCUGUGCAAGGAGUGCGGGAAAAGGUUCCGCAAGAAGUGGGACCUCAUCAGGCACGAAAGGAUCCACACGGGUGAGAAGCCGUACCAGUGCCCGGAAUGCGGGAACAGCUUCAAUCGGAACACCACCCUCACAAAACACCUCCUCAUUCACUCAGGGGAGAAGCCCCACCAAUGCGCCUAUUGCGGGAAGAGAUUCACGCGGCGCUCGCACGUUGUGAACCACCAGAGACGCCAUUCAUGCCAAGGAAGGUCUUGAUGAAACAACCACCGGUUCCGGUCCGUGCGAAGUCUUUUAACUCCCUUCUCCGGAGGCAAAGGGGAUCACCGCAUGUUAGCGUUGCAAGGCUCGGAGUGCAGUGGGGCGGCUUCGAGGGUGUUCGUCGCUUGUGUCCAUCUUGGAUCCGGUGAUCGAAAAUGCAUCGGAGAUCAGGCAGCUUCCAGGGACGCCAGGUCAGGGAAGAUCUGUGUCCACGUCUAUUGUUUGGCAAACAGCAGCAAGACUGAGGGAGCAUCCGAGAAAGAGGGGGGUGGGGCAUCAUCCAACUUUUCCCGGUCAAGAAUUGUGGUAGUGAGGUCCAAUUCCAGAACUUGGGUGUGUGUGUGUGUGUGUGAAUUAUCAGACCACGUUCUGGAGCAAAAGUUAGCAUUUCAUCACAGCAUUGGAAGGACACGUGAGUCCAAACUACCAGACACUCCUUGAAGGACUUAACUUUUGAUCCAGCUACUAUUUUUAUACCAAGCCAGCCUUGCUGACCCGGAAUUACGCUUUUGCUGUUAUUCUGUAUCCGUGCCUGAAGCUGCCUGUUCUCAUCAAGGAGACAAAUGUGAGGCAUUUAAAGGGCGAAAGUGGCAGAGGAACAGUGCUGUCUGCUCUGGCUUUGGGGGCAUGGUGUAGUCUUUGUCUGCAACUGAACACCUAGGUGAUGGGAGCCCAGCGAAAAUAAGGCAUUGUCUAGCCUGGCCCAGGUUAAAUCAAACUCCAGCUCUUCGGCUGAAGAUAAGAUUGCAAACUGACCAGAAAAAACAGUUUGCCUGUUGUGCUGCUGUGCCUUUCACAGCAGCUCGAUGUGCAGAAAUUAACAGGUUUCACAGCAUGGGGAUGACAUUUAUCACC